Molecule: messenger RNA, 953 nt
Organism: Prorocentrum cordatum
Lineage: Eukaryota; Dinophyceae; Prorocentrales; Prorocentraceae
Source: the annotation of a GenBank genome assembly
AUGCUGAGCGCCCAUGGGUUUGAUAACUACCUGAUCCUUGUGCAAGAGCACCACGCGAGAGACGACCGUUUUGCUGAGGUGCAGUCCAAGGCGGCAGCCAAAGGGUUUCGCGGUGCGCGGGCAGAGGCGAUUGACACGGGCAGAGGAGGUUCAUGCGGCGGCGUAGCCGUGAUCGCGCCUGUCCGCGUUCUCGUCUCAGCCCCGCCCCAGCUCACCGACCGCGCGUUGAUCCCAGGGCGUCUGGUGGCUGCACAUGCCCACUGGGGCCGUGCAGGCGGCAUCGUCUUGCUUUCCGUGCACCUAGUGGUCGGAGAGGGUCUCGGAGCCCAGAACCUGGAGAUUGUGCAGACGGCCAUCGACUAUGCCAGGGAACACGGCAUUGAGGCCGAGCUCUGUGAUCGCAACGACAUCGUGAAGGCCUCGGAGCGACGGAAGUUUUGUGGGCGUGCUGGCCCACCUUCGUAUUCGCGGAAGCCGUUGCCGAGACAAGCUGACCUUCAGCCGAAGGCGGAGCUUGCGUGGCGAGCUGUGGGUCGCUGGCUGCGACAAUUGCGCUCGGUUCGUACCAAGUUGUGUCAGCUUGCCUCCGAGUAUGCCUCUGACCCCACGGACGAGAGAUUUGACCAGGUAGCCAAGCAGUUCUACUUCCUUCAGGGGUUUCUGAAGCGCAUCCGCAAGUCGUCCCGGGUGCUGGAGGUGUCGACGGAGUCAAUCAGGGAGUUUCUUGUGGACGUGCCCUCCAGCUUCUGCAGGGUUGAGUUUGACGACGCCGCACAGGGUUUCCUUGAUGAGAUCGAGGCUAAGCUGCUUGAGUUUGGCCACGCUGCACGUGCUGAAUGGAAGAAGUGGGUCGAGCAGGUGCAGGAGCUGAUUGCUGAGACGUCGCGGCCACAGCCUUUCCAGCAGGCGGACGACUGCCUCGCGGAGUGGGAGGCGAUCUGGGAGAUGCACAG